Haliotis rufescens (red abalone) is the source of this 4815-nucleotide messenger RNA. Its product is annotated as dynein regulatory complex subunit 6-like. Gene Ontology annotation, biological process: SCF-dependent proteasomal ubiquitin-dependent protein catabolic process. The record is from RefSeq and is a predicted model, not a curated record. Lineage: Eukaryota; Metazoa; Mollusca; Gastropoda; Lepetellida; Haliotidae. The coding region runs from base 93 to 2450 and encodes 785 amino acids. The transcript is spliced from 26 exons. Gene Ontology annotation, cellular component: SCF ubiquitin ligase complex. Gene Ontology annotation, molecular function: protein binding.
GCUACCUGAAACAAAUAUGGCGUAGCAGUGUUAGUUUUCGAAGUUCCUUAAUAUUAUUGGAAUAAUUACUGUUUCUUCUAAUAUCUUUCAAAAUGGCAGCAUCAUUGAAAGGAUUAGACCCAGAUCUAAGAAAGUAUUUGAGGAUCAAUAAGCUACCAGAUAUAUAUGAGGCACUCCUGACGGGCUUAGCAGUGAUGUGUCCAGAGGAUCCGCUACAGUUUAUUCUGGACAAGCUCCGACUCAUCAAAGUAGUCGGACUAGAAAACCUGCAGUGGGAUAUGUUUGUUGAGGAAGAUGAGAAACCAAAGAUGAGGUUAUUCUCUGAAAGCAAUCUGGACUUCUUAUUCAACUUUGAUGAGUUCCUGUUGCCAAGUCCCGAGAUGUAUGCUGUAGCCUACGGCCACUACAACACACACCUCAAGAGAAUGUGCUACAGUGGCUGGAUGCAGUAUCAUCUACGUGAACAGAAAAAGAAGGAGAAAAUAAUGAAGAAGUUGAAUAUGGCAGCUCGACAUCAUUCCCAUCGCAUGUUGCGUGUACACCUCAACAUAUGGCGGGAAUGGAUCAAGUACAGAAAGGGACGCCAGGCCAUGUCCUACCAGAAGUUGCAGCAUGUCAGCCACGUGGCGGUCGGACGGGUCAUCUUCCAGGCCUGGCAUCACCACACCCUGGAUGCCAAGAAACAGAGAGAGUACUUCGAGAUAAACCUAAGGCGGCUGGAGCGAGGGGAAAACAUGGAUGACGAUGACCUCUUCGGCCAGGGUACAGGGGAGGCGAGAGACAGCAUCUCUACACUGCCGCGCAAAGUGGCGGUCAAGAUAUUUGGAUACCUGGAUGUUGCCGACAUCGCCAACUGUGCCUGUGUGUGUCGGUCCUGGAAGGUCCUAACUCAAGCCAGCGCCCUCUGGAGUAGGCUUGAUUUCUACAGAGUAAGGAAAAGACUGAAGAAUGGGAAUGACAGUGUAACAGACAAAGUGUCGACACGCCUCCUGUUCAAGUCCCGCCCCUACCUGAUCCAUCUGAACCUACGGGGGUGCCAGCAUCUCACCAAACCCACCUUCAUCACCGUCAGCGAGUGUCGCAACAUACAGGACCUCAAUCUGUCAGAGUGUAAUGGACUAGACGAUGAGACUCUCAAGUUGGUAACCAAGGGCUGCCGCAUCCUGCUGUAUCUGAACAUCUCCCACACCAACCUGACAGAUGCCUCACUGCGGGCAAUAGCCAAGAACUGCAACUACCUCCAGUACCUCAGCCUGGCCUUCUGUGUGAAGUUCUCCGACCGAGGUCUGCUGUACCUGGCCUCCGGGAAGUGCAGCAAGAAAUUGGAGUACCUCGACCUCUCGGGAUGUCUGCAGAUAACACCCCAAGGCUUCAAGAACCUGUCCAACGGCUGCAACAACCUCCAGACGAUAGUUCUCAACGAGUUCCCCACACUCAAUGAUGAAUGUGUCAUUGCACUUGCUGAGAAUUGUACCAAGAUCCACACAGUGUCCUUCCUCGGCUCCCCACUGCUCACUGAUGAAGCAUUCAAGAAACUGGCUCAGUCCAAGAGGCUCAAGAUGAUAAAGGUUGAAGGCAACAACCGCAUCUCGGACGUCAGUCUGAAGGCCAUCGGGAAGAACUGUGUGGGCCUGGAGCACCUCUACAUGACUGACUGCCAGCGCAUCACCGACGUCUCCAUGAAGGCACUACAGAACUGCAGGAACCUCACUGUUGUCAACAUCGCCGACUGUGUCAGGAUCACCGACACGGGGGUGAGGCAUCUAGUGGAGGGGUCGUGUGCCCCCAAGCUGCGGGAGCUGAACCUCACCAACUGCAUCAGGGUGGGCGACAUGGCCAUGGUCAACCUACAUAAGAGGUGUCACAGCAUGACAUACCUGAGUGUGUGUUUCUGCGAGCACAUCAGCGAGGCUGGCAUCGAGUUGCUGGGACAGACACACAGCCUCAUCUCACUCGACCUCUCCGGCUGCAACUGUGCUGACCAGGGCUUAUCGGCUCUGGGGAACAACACCCGGCUCCAGGACGUCACGCUGUCCGAGUGUAUGGGCAUCACUGACCUCGGACUGCAGAAGUUUGCCCAGCAGUGCAAGGAGGUGCAGAGACUUGACCUGUCACACUGUAUGCAAAUAACAGAUGGAGCCAUCAAGAACCUUGCUUUCUGUUGUCGCAUGUUGACAGUGCUCAACCUGGCUGGAUGCAAACUGGUGACGGACCUGAGUCUGCAGUAUCUGUCUGGUGUGUGUCACUAUCUGGCGGAGCUGGACAUCAGCGGCUGUUUCCUCAUCAGCGACAAGGCCAUCAAGUAUCUGAGGAAGGGGUGCAAGAGGCUGCAGGUUCUCAGGAUGCUGUACUGCAAGGGAAUCUCUAAACAUGCAGCUCAGAAGAUGAUGAAGCACAUAGACAAGGUGCUGUACAGCUCAGAUGAGGUGCCAGCGUUCUUUGGCUACUGAGCUGCAGGCUGGAGCAGGGCUUCACCGGAGUAGGAUCCGCUCUACCAUGGAGGCAUGAGAUGAUCUGGCCUAGAACUGACCUAAACCAGGUUGAGUUGGAGCAGGGGUAGCAGUACAGCCCUUUAACCUGCAAGAAGUGUGCUUUGUCUUGUUCUUCCUCUAGAUCUCACUGAUGAGAGUGGCCAAGAUCUUUCUUCUGCUCCGUAGUAUAUGGUAUCUGAUGUCUAAUGGAUAUUUUAUCAGAUGUCUGUUGUCAGAUGUCUGAUGUCUGGUGUUAGAUUUCUGUUAUCAGAUGUCUGAUGUGAUGAUUGAAGUCUGUGUCAGAUGUCUGUUGUCAGAUGUCUGAUGUCAGAUGUCUGAUGUCUGGUGUUAGAUCUCUGUUAUCAGAUGUCUGGUUUGAUGAUUGAAGUCUGUGUCAGAUGUCUGAUGUCUGUUGUCAGAUGUCUGAUGUCUGUUGUUAGAUGUCUGUUGUCAGAUGUCUGGUGUUAGAUUUCUGUUAUCAGAUGUCUGAUGUCUGUUUUCAGAUGUCUGUUAUCAGAUGUCUGUUGUCAGAUGUCUGAUGUUAGAUUUCUGUUAUCAAAUGUCUGAUGUCUGUUGUCAGAUGUCUGUUGUCAGAUGUUUGAUGUCUGGUGUUGGAUUUCUGUUAUCAGAUGUCUGAUGUGAUGAUUGAAGUCUGUGUCAGAUGUCUGUUGUCUGAGUACAACUAUUUAUCGUACUUGGAUGAAAACCUGUAAUCUGUGAUAAGAAUACAUGCAUUUUAAGUAUUAUACAGAUGCCAAAAUGAAUGUUCUUGCGUGUCUGUCCUUACAUUGUAAAUCCAUGUAUAUACCUUGAAGUCAUCCCCCUCUCAAAGAGGGCAUUGCUGCAGUGGCAUUAAGCAUCACGAACUCAUCAUCAUCACCAAUCCAGCAUUGACCUUUUUUUCCCCCUUGUUAUUGGUUAAACGUUUUUAUGGAAAUACUUUUAAAAUAUGUUUUUCAGUACGUAAGAGAAACAUUAAGGGAUCAAUUAAAUGUUUGAAGCUACUGAUAUGAUUGUAGGAUUCCAUGUACAAUGAGUGAUUCAACGAGGUUCUAGUUUAUGAGGGCGUGGUCAAAGCGUUUGCUCAUCACGCCAAAGAACUGGGUUCGAUUCUCGACAUGGAUACAAUGUGUGAAGCCCAUUUCUGGUGUCCCCCGCCGUGAUAUUACUGGAAUAUUGCUAAAAGCGGCUUCAAUCCAUACUCACUCACUCACUCCAGUUUAUGAUGUGCUGAUAACUAUUGGUAUAUCAUGUCAGCCUGUUCACCGAUUGGGCCUUGACCAGACAAACCCGGGGUCAGUGGAGUGACCAUUGUCAUCCAUCAUCUAGGAAUGAUGACAAUCAGAGCAAGGAAAUAGCUAGACCAGCUCAGAGACUGAAAUUCAGCCCAAAGUCUUCAGAAACGUCAGUGAAAUGUCCCAGUUUAUGUUAUAGUGAUAACUAGUGUAAUGGCCUUGCAGAGACAAUCUCAUUCAAAUCAGAUCUUAGUUCUCAUAUUGCUAAACAAAGGUCUGAGGACAUCCCAUUACGGGUCACGUCAGAACAACCUUUCAUCCGACCAUUCAAAGAGUCACUUACCAGAUCAUGAAAGUGACAUUCGGAAUGUGUUUUCUAAUCAUGAAACCUCGAAAAUGUUAACAGUUACGGCCUGUACGACUGAUGCCGUCAAAAUUAUCGUCUAUCUCUCGCUUCCAUUAGAUAAACAUUUGAACAGAGGAGGCGUUGCUCAGUACGUGGGAAGCACUGCCAUACAAUCUCAACCAUAUAUUACACAUUCAGGAAUUGUUCAGUUUUCAAAGUUUUAAUCGAGAACUGUGCCUACAUAUUUUACAAGCGUAGUCUGAAAUGGAAGUCGCCAGGUUGAAACGAGUGCCGUAAACCUUGAGAAGGCUGCUUUCUCAUUGGCUGAUGUCCACUUCUUGUUAGUCAUUUCAGUGGUCUGUCAAAGUUCGCGAAAGAUCGUUCAAGCAUGAAUGAAAGAAAGAAACUUAGAUCUGAUUUAAAUGAGAUUGUUGCAGAGGUGACUGAUACCCAGACCAGUGAUGAGGUAGAUGCUUUAAUGUUUAGUGUUACAUGAUUAUUGAAUGCAGCAUUAAAAUACCUCUGAAAUUUAAGAACCAUGUUUUUAAAAACAAUAGUUUCAAACGUGCCUAUGUUGGAUACCAAAGAAAAAUUUUGAAGUGAUUAUCAUCUGUGCAUUAUAAUACUUCCCUUCAAAUGUAUAAAUGUAUAGCAGUUUUGUAAACUAUCAUCAAGGAUCAUUUUGUCCUGUCUGUUGUCAUGUUAUUUUUAGUUUGUUAUGAUUAUGACAUGUUAUUAAUGUGUAGAUAAACAUUUUUUUGUA